Molecule: messenger RNA, 3110 nt
Organism: Saccostrea cuccullata (small rock oyster)
Lineage: Eukaryota; Metazoa; Mollusca; Bivalvia; Ostreida; Ostreidae
Product: phospholipid-transporting ATPase ABCA3-like
Exons: 8
Coding region: 16-2931 (971 amino acids)
Biological process (GO): transmembrane transport; lipid transport
Cellular component (GO): membrane; intracellular membrane-bounded organelle
Molecular function (GO): ABC-type transporter activity; ATP hydrolysis activity; lipid carrier activity
Source: RefSeq, a predicted model, not a curated record
GGUUAUCAUCUAGUAAUGGUGAAGGAACCACAUUGUGAUGUUGCAAAAUUAUUGAACACAAUAAAGAGGCACAUUCCCUCGGCCUUCUUGGAAACUGAGAUCGGCGCGGAGUUGUCUUUUCUUCUUCCUACGGAAGGGGCGCCUUCAUUUGAAGGCCUGUUUACCGAAAUAGAGGAGAAUGCCCUGAAAUUUGGAAUAAGUAGCUUUGGGAUGUCUGCGACAACAAUGGAAGAAGUUUUUUUAAAGGUAAAAGACAAUGCUGGGAAUGGUAAUAAAGCUUACUGUGAUGACGAAACAGACACUCACUGUGUACAACUGCAUAUUGAUGAAGGCGCGUCAUUACAUCCAAAUGCUACGGAGAGAAAUGAUGAAAUAGACUUUAACAAAGGCUUUGAAAAGAACACUGGAAUUACAGCCAUUUUCCAGCAAUUACGUGGAUUACUGAUGAAGAAAGCAUUACAUACAUGGCGGAGCAAAUUUAUGAUCAUAAUUCAGCUCAUUGUGCCUAUUUUGCUUGCGAUAGCUGGUCUUCUUGCUGACCAGUCAAUUGAUGGCCUUAAGCCCCAUCCUGAUCCACCACUGACUUUAGAUCUACGACCGUAUCCAAACUCCAUAACAACACUCACUAAAGGAAUUUAUUCCCCACCAAUAUCAGAAAAUAUGAUUCAGGAGUAUUCCAGAAACUUCCGUCAAAAGGGCCUGGGUGUGGCUGUGUACGACUCUAAGGAUUCUACCCAGUUUAACAUAAAUAAAUUUUGGCUGGAUCGCUCGAAACAAAUAGGACAGAGAACGUUUAAUUCACGGUAUGUCAUUGGGUUUGGAUUCGAUGGAAAUGAUAUCAUCAGUUAUUAUAACGGUGAAGUGAUUCACGCUAGUGGUAUCAGCUUGUCAUAUACAAUGGAUUUUCUUCUUAAAUUUUAUUGUGGGAACUCCAAAAGCAUACAAACCAUAAAUCACCCAUUUCCACCGAGUGAGGAAUUAAAGCGUUCAACUCAGAGCGCAGGAUUUGCAGCCUUCAAAGGACUAAGUCUUGCUCUUUGUGUCUUAUUCGGACUUUCCUGUCUAGUAGCUUCUUUCAGCGUGUUUCAUAUCAGAGAAAAAUCUUCUGGUGCCAAACACUUACAAAAGGUUAGCGGGGUCGGCUCAAGAGUCUUCUGGUUGGCCAAUCUCAUCUGGGAUUUUAUCCAUUACCUAGUCCCAAUUUUCCUCAUUCUGAUUUGUUUUGCUGCGUUCCAAAUUCCAGCAUACACAGAGGAGAACAGGCUAGGGAUCGUGUUUCUAAGUUUGUUUCUUUUUGGCCUAGCAUCAAUUUCAUGGAUGUAUCUUCUACAUUUCAUUUUCCGGUCGCCUGCAGGUGGAACGGUAGCUAUGAUUAUUAUCAACACGGUAGCAGGUCUUUUCACACUGCUAACGGUCACAUUUCUCUAUCCAAGUAAAAAGACCAAAGCUGCAGCAGAGACCAUGGAUGUUUUAUUUAUGAUCUUUCUUCCGCAUUACUGUCUGGGAAAGACAUUUACUGACAUCUAUGUCCGAUACUCUUUGCGAUCUAAAUGUAAACAAGAAUUUAGUCUGGAUCUUUUAGCGUUGAUUGGGAAAAAAGAACAGUGUCCUGAUGACAACUACUUAGAGUGGGGUUAUCCCGGAUGUGGUCAAUACCUGUCUUUUAUGGCCAUACAGUGUGUAGUUUAUAUGACUUUCGUACUUCUACUGGAUAGUGGAAUAGUCAACCGUCUGUUGUAUAGAACUCUGUGUACCUCUAAAGCCGGGAAUGCACAGAGUGAUAACAACGCUAGUCCGGACUCGGACGUAUUGGAAGAAGCGAUGAGAGUCAACUCCACUAACCAGAGCGAUCUAAUGAAAACCGACAAACUUAUAAUUAAAAACUUGGAAAAAACAUACGGCCUCAUAGAUCAGUUUCAUGCAGUGAAGGGAAUAAGUGUAGGGAUAUCUGAACAAGAAUGCUUUGGACUGUUGGGGCAGAAUGGAGCAGGAAAGACGACAACAUUCAAAAUGCUGACUGGUGAUGUAAUGAUUUCUAGCGGAAAGGCUUACGUUAACGGUUUUAGCGUCAAAAGUAAUCUAAGACAGGUCCAUCGUUGUCUUGGAUACUGCCCUCAGUUUGACGCUUUGAUCGACAGUUUGACGGGAAGGGAAAUUCUGACCCUUUAUGCCAGACUGAGAGGAGUGAGGGAGAAAGACAUCAGACGGGUCAUUAAUGGUCUACUGGACGCCGUCACUUUGACGGAAUAUGCCGAUAAGAUGUGUGGGACAUAUAGUGGGGGAAACAAAAGAAAGUUGAGCACUGCAAUUGCGCUUAUUGGAGAUCCUCCAUUCUUGAUGUUGGACGAACCUACAACAGGCGUGGAUCCAGCGGCGCGGAGACAGAUGUGGAAUAUUCUCUCUAGAGUCCGAGCUAGUGGUAGGACUCUUGUCUUGACGUCGCACAGCAUGGAGGAGUGUGAUGCCCUUUGUACCAAAAUAGUCAUCAUGGUAAACGGAAGAUUCGUGUGUUUUGGGAGUCCCCAACACUUAAAGAACAAAUUUGCGCAAGGUUACACCUUGACAGUGAGACUAGCACGUGACAAUAACGGAAACGCAGUAGAUUCUGGUCCAUUACGUAAUCAUAUUGGCAAAGAGUUUCCCGGAACCGAAGUAUUCGAUGAUCAACAGGGCUACCUAGAUUUUCAAAUUCCGCAUCGGAAUUUAUCACUUGCAAAACUUUUCAAAGAAAUGGAGAAAACAAAAUCUGAAUAUAAUGUAGAAGAUUAUUCAGUACAUCAGACGUCCCUGGAGCAGGUGUUUCUUGGGUUCACGAGGAUGCAGGUGCCCCCGGUGGACAGAAAGAGGGCGUGUCCUUGUUGUUUCUGUUGUAGGUCAAAAACUGCUUUUAAAGGACAAAUUAUCACAGCUCCUGGGGGACAAAUUGUAUGAAAAGUUUUUUAUUGAUGUAUUUCUUUUGGUUGUUUUUCUGUGUUGUUUUUCUUAGUGUUGAAGGAGAGAAAUUUAUUUUACAUUAUUACUGCGCAUAAUUUACGUUAAAACAUAUUAUUUUUUUCCUUUUUAUCCUUUGAAUUCCAUUUAAGAAAUUUUAGAAUUCAAAUUAAUCAUUU